Molecule: messenger RNA, 360 nt
Organism: Uloborus diversus
Lineage: Eukaryota; Metazoa; Arthropoda; Arachnida; Araneae; Uloboridae
Product: probable serine/threonine-protein kinase dyrk1
Exons: 2
Coding region: 1-360 (119 amino acids)
Source: RefSeq, a predicted model, not a curated record
AUGAUGAUGGUGGUUGAUAAGAAUAAUGAUAAUUUUUACGAUGAAAACGAUAUGGAUAAUGAAAAUGAUGAUGAUUCUGUCAAUGACAAUAUUAAUAAGGAUAAUGACGAUAAUAAUUUUUAUGAUAUUGAUGCUAGUAAUGAUUAUGGAAAUAACAAUAAGACUGAUAAGGAUGAUAAUGAUAGUAAUGAUUUUAUUCUGAUGUUUCUGAUGCUGUUCAAUUGUAAUGAGAAUAAUAGUAAUGACGAUAAUGAGAGUGAUAAGAAUGAUACUGAUUAUGAUAAUGAUAAUGCUAUGAACAAUGCUGAUGAUUACAAUGAUGAUACUGAUGAUAAUGAUAUCAACGAUAAUAAUGAUUAA